Molecule: messenger RNA, 554 nt
Organism: Solanum pennellii
Lineage: Eukaryota; Viridiplantae; Streptophyta; Magnoliopsida; Solanales; Solanaceae
Exons: 2
Coding region: 24-554 (176 amino acids)
Source: RefSeq, a predicted model, not a curated record
UGCACAGACUUUGCAGAAGAAAAAUGGAGUCAAAGAAAAUGAUUAAUUCAUCAAGAAAAAGGAUUAGGAAAUAUCAUACAAGAAAAACUCCAAUCAUUAAUUCUUAUACAGAUAUGGCUGAAGCUAGAAGAGAAAUUGUCCAUGCUUUACACCUUCAUAGAUCUUCAUCAUUUAAUAACCCAAACACAAACAAUUAUGCCUUAUUGGGUCAAAGAGUAAAUUCCCAGCAAUAUUAUUACUCAAUAGUGGAAUCUAUGCCUAUUCCUCAACCGACAUGGUCUACAACGGCUCCGGCAAUACAUAAAACACCGCCGCCACCACCACCGCCACCUUCUUCCAGUGGCGAUGUUACGGAGUUCGAUUGGUGGCUAGGGUUUCUUAAGUCAUUGGAUUUGAAGAAGAAUACAAGUGAAGUAGAAAAUAUUUUGAUGGAAAAUUCAAAGGUGAUUAGUCAAUUACAAGAUGGAUUAAAGAAGGAUUCAACUAAUAAUCUUAUAGAUGAGUGGUUAAUUAUUCCUACAGCUGAUGAUGAUAAUGUGUUAAUUGAGUUUUAA